UAUUCAUUAAUUUAUUUCUGUUGAUCAUGGCAACCAAUAAAACAAAGGCUAUUCGCACUCCAAUCGAUAUACCGUUUACGUUUGACAAUGAUACCCUGGAGAGCAAGGCAGCGAUCAACAAUGAUCUGAAACGAUCCAAUGCUUCGAACGCUUCGCCCAAUAAUGAAGCUUUUACUAUUUUGAGAAUCAAACGCAAGCGCAAUGAGGAGCCUUUGGAUACACUCGUGGUAGAGGAACAAUUAGAAAAGAUGCAAGGGAAGAAGUUGAUGACUCAGGAAGACAAGGAGCAACAAGAGGCAGAAAAUGCGAAAGCGGGAGAUGUAGCACUUCCAAAGCCAUCAGCUGUAUUCAGACUUGCCACUACCGUCAAAAAGAGCAGUUUCAGGGACCCUGUACAAUCCAUUCAAUUGAGAGAUAGGAUUAAUCACUUGGCAGAGACGACACGGCGUCCUAGAUCCCGUCUAUCGGAGCGCCUUCAGGAUCUAGAGAAUAUAACCCAAAAGAACAGGGCAGAGCUAACAGAAAAAAUACAACGUGACGCACAGUCAGCACGCUACAGAGUCAUCAACCAGAACAGAGUGGGACUUUCUUCACAUGGACAGCUACCACCGAAAGUCAUCUCUUCUGCGGAGGCACAAGCUGAGACUGUGCUGGACAUGUUCAAGAUGUAUGAUGCUGUCAAAGAGGAGGCGCCUAAGACAAAGGAACAACUGAUGAAUGAAGCAGAGGAAUCCGAUAUCAUGUGUAACUUUUUACCCAUGGUGCGCGAAUACUUGACAAUCUCUGAGCAACCAUCAGAUCCAAAGAUCAUCACCGAUGCAACUGAGGAGCGUAAUCGGUCGUCAACCCCUCUGUCUAGAAAGAGUAAUGAUGUAUUAGAAGGCGAAGAAUCGGACGAUGAAUACGUUUAUGACAUUUACUAUCGGGAUCUGCAUGCAGAUCAUUUGCAGGAGUCACAACAUCGCACUAUCGGUUCAUUACUUUGGUUUAGCGAUGAUGAAAACAAUUUUGUUCAUGAAGACGAUUCUAGCGAAAACGAUUAUGAAGACUCGGAUUCGAAUGCAGAAGAUUAUUAUCAGAACGACUAUCCUGAAGAACUUAGUGAUGAUGAAUAUGCAUAUGAACACGAGUUGUCCGACACAGAUGAUGAUGAUUACUUGUAUUAAACUAUUAAACUUGAACUUACCACGAAUCUCGGGAUGUUUCAGG
Molecule: messenger RNA, 1209 nt
Organism: Lobosporangium transversale
Lineage: Eukaryota; Fungi; Mortierellomycota; Mortierellomycetes; Mortierellales; Mortierellaceae
Exons: 9
Coding region: 27-1166 (379 amino acids)
Biological process (GO): developmental process
Source: RefSeq, a predicted model, not a curated record